This is a messenger RNA of Arachis ipaensis, 1023 nucleotides long. Lineage: Eukaryota; Viridiplantae; Streptophyta; Magnoliopsida; Fabales; Fabaceae. The record is from RefSeq and is a predicted model, not a curated record.
AUGCAUAACCUGGAUAGGGCCUUAAAGGAGUAUAGAAACAACGAAUUAAUAGCUGACUUUAAGUCUCAGUGCUCAGAGCCAGUGAUGAUUACCUCGUUGGAGGUAUAUGAAAGAUCUGCAUCAUGUUAUUUCACGCGAAACAUUUUCAAGGAAAUUCGUUAUGAGAUUCAGAGGGCAGGGGCUUUGAAUAUAACGGUACUAAGCAUAACCUUGGACAAGGUAGAGUUCAGUGUGACUGCUCUCGGAGACCCGGCCAAAGAUCGACGGGUGGAAGUCGAUAGAGGUAAGAAUCUGUUCUCGUGCUCGUGCAAGCUGUUUGAAUCACGUGGUAUUCCCUGUAGUCAUAUCUUCUGUGCCAUGAAGUUCGAAAACAUACUUGAGUUUCCAGAUUCGAUGAUAUACAAAAGGUGGACAAAGAAUGCAAAGAACGAAUUUAUUAGUACAGAAAUGCCUGUGAAUGAUGACAUCGAAAGGGUCUUAAAGUUUCGAGUUGGAGCAUUGGCAUCGAAUUGCAACAAGCUGUGUGAUAUUGCUUGCAAGGAUCUUGCAGACUUUGAUGAAGUCCAGUCUGAACUUGUCAAUUUAGUUAUCCGCCUACAGUCACGCAAACAAGGCAAGUCAACUCCUAAUGUUAACGUGGAAGGCAUCAACAAUCCCUUUGUUGUCAAAAGCAAAGGAGCCCCUUCCAAGAGGUCUUCUUGGAGGAAGAAGAGAGCAUGCUCUAAUUGCCACAAGUACAGUCAUUACUACAAGCGCUGUCCAGAUCUGAUGCAGCAUAGUGUGGAAGGUAACCCUCGCGAUCGAUCAUACGACAAUGCAUCAGCCAAGGACUCAGGUUUUAGUCCAGAAAGGUUUGCUAAUUCUUCGAGGUCGUUCUCAAUUAAGUUCGAACACCACUCAGGACCUAAUACCAAGCCUUUUAAAAAGGGUGGAACAAGGAAGCUUACGGCGACUGGUAUGAGGAACCGAAAGGGUAAAGACAACACUUUUGUUGAGGUAAUUUUUUUGAAUAUAAACAUCUAA